Dermacentor albipictus is the source of this 1600-nucleotide messenger RNA. RefSeq lists its product as uncharacterized. Lineage: Eukaryota; Metazoa; Arthropoda; Arachnida; Ixodida; Ixodidae. The record is from RefSeq and is a predicted model, not a curated record.
GGUUCCGUCGGGCUCCGCGAUUUUCCAGGAAAAACAAGGUAUUUCCCAUUUGGCAUCUUUAAAUUUUAGCAGGGGUUAUUUUUAAACGUGCAGGGACUUGAUUCGGCGCAAAAACCGGGCGGGGAAGGGCCUUAUUUUCGUUUUUUGAGCGCAUCCUUGUUCGGCCGGCCGCCAGACACACAAUGGCCAGGGCUCAUACCCCCUGAGCCUGAGCCUGGCCAUGCCGAGCUCGCGCAAGGGCAAGACCGCGUCGCCGCCCCGCUCCCCCCCGCGGCCGUCGGCCGCCGGGGAGUCGCCCCGCUCGCGGGGCUCUGAUUUCUCAGAGGACGGCGACGCGGUCCUCGCGCGUUUCAGUGAGCUGGUCGACCAGCUCUCGACCACCGAGGGCGUGACCCGGCUACCGGCGGGUGAUGGCGAGGCGGAGGAGGCCCUCUCGUCCGUGUCGGAGGGCACGGCCGUGGCGGCGGCGGUUCCCGGCGACCCCGGUUCUACGGCGCGGGUCCGGCUGCGCACGAUCGUGGAGGAGGUCGUUACAUUCUGCAACCUCCCGGCCAACCGCGUACCCACGGAGGCGCGUUCCUUUUUCUUGACGCGGCUAUUCGAGAUGGCCGGCAUCUGUGCAGAACUCAAAACGGACCUGAAGGCGGAGAUGGCCGCGGAGCGCGGCGCGGCCCUCGAGUUGCGGGGCCAGCUGGUCGAGGCGCGUCGCGAGGCCGCCGAGUCGCAGCGGCGCCUGGCUGUCAUGGAGGCCGGCCUGGGCGUUCCUGCGACCAUGACGACUGGCCCGGGGCCCGCUGGUCGCGGUCCCGCCGCGUCUGCGGGUGCGGCGGCCGCGCUCUCGGGCGCUGGCGGCCCGGCAGGCGCGCCCGCGGGCCGCAUGGACUACGCGGCCGCGUUGCGGGCGGGCCUGGCGCCUGCUGUCGGCGCGGCCAGCGCCGGACCCGGUGGUGCUGUGGCGGCGGGCGCCGAGGUGGCGGGGCCCGUCGCGCAGCACAAGCACGUCGCGUUCCUGACACCCGUGGCGACGACCCAGACGCCGGCUCGCGACGUGCUCCGGCUCCUCAAGACCAACGUGGACCCGACGGCCAAGGACAUACGAGACGUCACCCUACGUCAAACGAGGUACAGAAGCACCGACGUUUCUCUGGCGCAAGCACUGUAGAACUGCCGAUGAACUCCAGCUCCACAAAAGCACAACCUUCAACAGUCUUCCAAACACUACAAUUCGAAGCCCCAGUACCAGACUUUUCACGAGAGCGCGGGCCGGCAGCUCGGCAGAACAAAGGCAGCUCGGACGGGAGCUGUACUAGGGCACUCACUGACGACACUGGUGGAUCGCUCGAAACACACGGCGAACUAAUGGCGUUACACGAGUCCGGAGGGUUUGGGAUGGUCACUGCACACAACAAGGAGCACGUUUUGUCUAGGCACUUCUAAAAUUUAACUCAAAUACCACCUUACUGCAGGGAGCACUCACGACAACCAACGUGGUGUGUCGACCAAACAAAUACUACAGUAGCGCCACUCUGCGGUUUUUUAGAAAAAUGUAUCUUAAAUGAAAAAAUUGUGUGUUUUUUCCUAAUAACAUUUGAUAGAGUCU